Messenger RNA from Procambarus clarkii (red swamp crayfish), 2061 nucleotides. The record is from RefSeq and is a predicted model, not a curated record. NCBI's taxonomy places the organism in Eukaryota, Metazoa, Arthropoda, Malacostraca, Decapoda, Cambaridae.
AUGGAAGUCUUCAAGAAACACUUAAAUAGGUUCUUACAAGAAGUGCCGGACCCACCAGGUGGUGGUGCAUACGUGGGCCUGCGGACUGCUCCGAACAACAGCCUGUUGGGCCCAGUCAUCAUAAUGUCUUCAACACUUCCUUCAGCUACUCCCUCCUCCUCCUCCACCAGUGGCCACAACCCUUCAGCCCCCGCCGCCUCCACCACCGCCUCCACCAGUGGCCACAACCCUUCAGCCCCCGCCUCCUCCACCACCUCCACCACAACCCUUCAGCCCCCGCCGCCUCCAGCAGUGGCCACAACCCUUCAGCCCCCGCCGCCUCCACCAGUGGCCACAACCCUUCAGCCCCCCGCCUCCUCCACCACCCCCAGCAGUGGCCACAACCCUUCAGCCCCCGCCGCCUCCUCCACCACCUCCAGCAGUGGCCACAACCCUUCAGCCCCCGCCGCCUCCACCAGUGGCCACAACCCUUCAGCCCCCCACAACCCUUCAGCCCCCGCCUCCUCCACCACCUCCAGCAGUGGCCACAACCCUUCAGCCCCCGCCGCCUCCACCACCUCCAGCAGUGGCCACAACCCUUCAGCCCCCGCCGCCUCCACCACCUCCAGCAGUGGCCACAACCCUUCAGCCCCCGCCUCCUCCACCACCUCCAGCAGUGGCCACAACCCUUCAGCCCCCGCCGCCUCCACCACCUCCAGCAGUGGCCACAACCCUUCAGCCCCCGCCUCCUCCACCACCUUCAGCAGCAGUGGCCACAACCCUUCAGCCCCCGCCGCCUCCACCACCUCCAGCAGUGGCCACAACCCUUCAGCCCCCGCCGCCUCCACCACCUCCAGCAGUGGCCACAACCCUUCAGCCCCCGCCUCCUCCACCACCUCCAGCAGUGGCCACAACCCUUCAGCCCCCGCCGCCUCCACCACCUCCAGCAGUGGCCACAACCCUUCAGCCCCCGCCGCCUCCACCACCUCCAGCAGUGGCCACAACCCUUCAGCCCCCGCCGCCUCCACCACCUCCAGCAGUGGCCACAACCCUUCAGCCCCCGCCGCCUCCACCACCUCCAGCAGUGGCCACAACCCUUCAGCCCCCGCCGCCUCCACCACCUCCAGCAGUGGCCACAACCCUUCAGCCCCCGCCGCCUCCACCACCUCCAGCAGUGGCCACAACCCUUCAGCCCCCGCCGCCUCCACCACCUCCAGCAGUGGCCACAACCCUUCAGCCCCCGCCGCCUCCACCACCUCCAGCAGUGGCCACAACCCUUCAGCCCCCGCCGCCUCCGCCGCCUCCACCACCUCCAGGAGUGGCCACAACCCUUCAGCCCCCGCCGCCUCCACCAGUGGCCACAACCCUUCAGCCCCCGCCGCCUCCACCAGUGGCCACAACCCUUCAGCCCCCGCCUCCUCCACCACCUCCAGCAGUGGCCACAACCCUUCAGCCCCAGCCGCCUCCACCAGUGGCCACAACCCUUCAGCCCCCGCCUCCUCCUCCACCACCUCCAGCAGUGGCCAUAACCCUUCAGCCCCCGCCGCCUCCACCAGUGGCCACAACCCUUCAGCCCCCGCCGCCUCCACCAGUGGCCAUAACCCUUCAGCCCCCGCCUCCUCCACCACCUCCACCAGUGGCCACAACCCUUCAGCCCCCGCCGCCUCCAGCAGUGGCCAUAACCCUUCAGCCCCCGCCUCCUCCACCACCUCCAGGAGUGGCCACAACCCUUCAGCCCCCGCCGCCUCCACCACCUCCAGCAGUGGCCACAACCCUUCAGCCCCCGCCUCCUCCACCAGUGGCCAUAACCCUUCAGCCCCCGCCUCCACCACCAUCCCCAGCAGUGACAGCCCGGUGUUAACCGUAGACAGUCCACCAGGAUGCCCCACACUGCACCUCCAACAUUGGCCUCAGUGUAUUAAGCGAGCACAUGACACCAGUGUCACACAAACUCCCGCCUUAAACUCUCUCCCGGUACGUGGCCUCUGUCCCUCGUCGACUCUUACUUACGACGCGGUCUCCUCCGAGAACCCCAUAACGGUUAUUUACGAGAAUGACCUCGAGUUUCACCCAAGCCCAUAA